Tachyglossus aculeatus (Australian echidna) is the source of this 3636-nucleotide messenger RNA. It is a transcript of the gene PRICKLE2, whose product is annotated as prickle planar cell polarity protein 2. NCBI's taxonomy places the organism in Eukaryota, Metazoa, Chordata, Mammalia, Monotremata, Tachyglossidae. Gene Ontology annotation, molecular function: zinc ion binding. The record is from RefSeq and is a predicted model, not a curated record. The coding region runs from base 480 to 2996 and encodes 838 amino acids. The transcript is spliced from 8 exons.
CAUUUGGUAGAGUCCGAGUUGAGAGUCUGUUGGAUUCAUUUGGAUUGUCGGAAGAGGAUAUGGUAGUGAAGGGAGGGGGAAAAAACGCAGCUGGGAUUGGGAGGAAAGCAAUUUAAGCUAUUAAGCCUAUCCAAACACAGGGCAGGAAUCACUCUUUUCCUGCUGAUGCUUUCCACAGAAGAAUUUCUUUCAAGCAACACUGUUUUCUGCGGGUCUGUCUUCGGAACGGCUUUGAGAAAAGCCUGCUGCUCAUUUGAAGACACACAGUUUGGAAAGAGAAGGGAAAACAAAAUGCUUCAUUGCACUGCAGUGUUGAUUGUGUUCUUGGAAGUCAUACGCAGAAGGAAAGUAAACUGUAAAAAUUGACAAGCUCAACGGAUCUAGCCGAGCCUUUCUUUUUAGCUUGGUGUUUGCUUCAUCGUUGGAGGAAGAUUUGCCUCCACUGUAAGUGCCCCCAGGAGGAGCAUAUUGUGACAGUGAUGCCUUUGGAGAUGGAGAAGACUGUCAGCAAACUCAUGUUUGACUUCCAGAGGAAUUCUGCAUCAGACGACGACUCGGGCUGUGCCUUGGAAGAGUAUGCUUGGGUUCCACCUGGUUUAAAGCCAGAGCAGGUUCACCAGUAUUAUAGCUGUCUCCCAGAAGAGAAGGUGCCCUAUGUAAAUAGUCCCGGAGAGAAAUUAAGAAUAAAACAGCUUCUACACCAACUACCACCACAUGACAAUGAGGUUCGAUACUGUAAUUCAUUGGACGAGGAAGAAAAGAGGGAGCUGAAACUUUUCAGCAACCAAAGAAAACGAGAGAAUUUAGGCCGAGGAAAUGUCAGGCCUUUCCCUGUAACAAUGACUGGAGCCAUUUGCGAACAGUGCGGAGGCCAGAUUAAUGGAGGAGAUAUAGCUGUAUUUGCAUCCAGAGCGGGACAUGGCAUUUGCUGGCAUCCACCAUGCUUCAUGUGUACAGUCUGUAAUGAAUUGCUGGUUGACCUUAUAUACUUCUACCAAGAUGGGAAAAUCUAUUGUGGCAGACACCAUGCCGAAUGCCUGAAACCCCGAUGUGCAGCAUGCGAUGAGAUCAUUUUUGCAGAUGAGUGCACGGAGGCUGAAGGAAGACACUGGCAUAUGAAACAUUUCUGCUGCUUUGAAUGUGAAACAGUGCUGGGUGGGCAGAGGUACAUCAUGAAGGAAGGACGGCCUUACUGUUGCAACUGCUUUGAAUCCUUGUACGCUGAAUAUUGUGACACCUGCGCCCAGCACAUCGGCAUUGACCAGGGCCAGAUGACUUAUGAUGGCCAACACUGGCAUGCGACCGAAACCUGUUUCUGCUGCGCUCAUUGCAAGAAAUCUUUGCUCGGGUGCCCUUUCCUACCAAAACAAGGUCAGAUCUUCUGCUCCAGAGCCUGCAGUGCAGGAGAGGAUCCCAAUGGCUCUGACUCAUCCGAUUCAGCAUUCCAGAAUGCCAGGGCCAAAGAAUCCCGGCGCAGUGCCAAGAUUGGCAAGAACAAAGGCAAAGCAGAGGAGGCCAUGCUCAACCCAUGUGGCCAGCUGCAGGUGACAUCCAAUCGCCUCUCAGCUGAUGUGGAUCCACUGUCACUGCAGAUGGAUUUGCUCAGCCUGUCAAGCCAGACACCCAGCCUCAACAGGGAGCACAUAUGGAGAAGCCGAGAUGAGCUUUACCAUUACGGCAAUAAAAUGGAACAAAGUCAGUCGCAGAGCCCCUUGCAGCUCCUCAGCCAGUGUAACAUCAGAACGUCCUAUAGCCCCGGGCAGGUGGCAGGGGCUCAGCCAGAUUUAUGGGGAAAACAUUUUGGUAAUCCAAAGAGAAGCUCAUCUUUGGCUUUGAAAGGGCAUAGUGGUAGCUUCAUUAAGGAAUGCAGGGAAGAUUAUUACCCAGGAAGACUUAGAUCCCAGGACAGCUAUAGUGAUAUGUCCAAUCAGAGCUUUAAUGAGGCAAGAGGCAGUAUUAAAGUCCCAAAAUAUGAUGAAGAAGAGGGGGAAAGUGGCAUGCCGACUCAGCAGUGUCGAACCAGACACCCUAUCAAUGCACUUAAAUUCACUGAGGAUCUGACUCCUACUGAACAAACCCCCCGGGGCUCAAUGGAGUCGCUGGCCCUUUCCAAUGCAACAGGACUCUCCGCCGAUGGUGGUGCCAAACGCCAGGAGCACCUGUCCCGAUUUUCAAUGCCAGACCUGAGCAAAGACUCUGGGAUGAAUGUCUCGGAGAAAAUGAGUAACAUGGGAACUCUCAAUUCCUCCAUGCAGUUCCGAAGUGCAGAGUCUGUUCGCAGUUUACUGUCUGCGCAACAGUACCAAGACAUGGAGGGCAACCUCCACCAGCUGGCUAAUCCUAUUGGGUACCGAGACCUGCAGUCCCACGGAAGAAUGCACCAGAGCUUUGACUUUGAAGGGGGGAUGGGAGGCAGCAAGCUGCCUGGGCAGGAAGGGGUCAGGCUCCCGCCAAUGAGUGAACGUACCCGGCGACGAACUAGCAGCCGUGAUGACAGCCGCCGUUUCCGCCCUCACCGGUCCAGACGCUCCCGGCGUUCUCGUUCGGACAAUGCUCUCCAUCUGGCCAGUGAACGAGAGGCUCUCUGUCGGUUGAAAGAGAGACCUGCCCUGAGAGCCAGAGAGGACUAUGACCAAUUCAUGCACCAGAGAAGCUGCCGAGAGCCCAUGGAGCCGGGGCCACGAAGAGAGCUUUACAGCCAGUGCCCACGGACUGUGUCGGACCUGGCUUUGCAGAAUGCCUUUGGGGAGAGAUGGGGGCCUUAUUUUGCUGAGUAUGACUGGUGCUCCACCUGUUCUUCCUCUUCUGAAUCUGACAACGAGGGUUAUUUCCUAGGAGAACCCAUCCCGCAGCCAGCCCGCCUGCGCUAUGUCACCAGCGAGGAGCUGCUGCACAAAUACGGCUCGUAUGGUGUCCCCAAGUCUUCUACGUUAGGGGGCAGAGGACAGCUACACAGCAGGAAAAGACAAAAGAGCAAAAAUUGCAUCAUAUCCUAAUCACUUGGGGCAGGUGUGUACUGGGAAUGUACAUUCAUAAACUUGCACUGUUUUUGAUUUUAGAGUGCUUUUUUUAAACAAAAAGCCUUGAUGAUUGAGAUGGAGGCAAGUUUGCAGAUUGGCUUCUAUAUGUAGUCAUACUUCUUGGCAUGGUGGGUUUUUUUUUGUUUUUGUUUGUUUGUUUGCACAUUUCACUUUGGAAACACUUUAAACCAUGAUAUUACUUAGAUUGUUCUGAUCCUUCCACCUCCUUCCACCAGCUCAGUGUUUAGUUACCACUCUCUUCCACUAUAACUGUUUGCUGCUCACUUAUACACUCUUCUAUUCUCUCAUUUUCAUAUACUCCUUUUCAGUAAGUACUUUAUUAAGACAGUAUCCAAGACUAAGUUAUUUGCAUAUUCAUUGUAAAUGCAAUGUAAAUGAGAGUUCUGAUCAAAUAUUUUUGUAUUUUGUAAUAUCAGAGGCAUUUCUAUAUCUUAGAAAUCAGUGGGAAAUUGCAUGCACAUCCAACAUUGUCUUCAAGUAGAAUUAAAAGGUGGUUCUUCACCAUAACAUUUAAAUUCUACAUCAAACCUAUUAUAUAUCGAGACAGUUUUCAAAAGACUACAGUUUAGCUUUUUUGAGGCUGGAAAAUUAUAUA